Molecule: messenger RNA, 8508 nt
Organism: Gigantopelta aegis
Lineage: Eukaryota; Metazoa; Mollusca; Gastropoda; Neomphalida; Peltospiridae
Product: leucine-rich repeat serine/threonine-protein kinase 1-like
Exons: 34
Coding region: 87-7619 (2510 amino acids)
Biological process (GO): protein phosphorylation
Molecular function (GO): protein binding; protein kinase activity; ATP binding
Source: RefSeq, a predicted model, not a curated record
CGUUUCGUACCUCAUAAUAUAAUAAGCAUUGUCAACAGUUUGUUAGAUUGUGAAACGGGAAUAAUGACCUAACUAUACAGAGUAAGAUGGCAGAUUUAGGUCAGCGGGAUGAUACUGAAUUAAGAUUGCUGAUUCAAGCUUGUCUCUUUGACAACACAGACUUGCUGAAUGAUUUGAUCCAAGGUGGAGAGUAUGAUAUAAAUGAAGUCGACUGCUGGGGGCGGACGCCGGUGUACACGGCAGUCAGUAACAACAGCAUGCACUGUCUUGAAAUUCUCAUUGAAAAUGGAGCUGAUAUAAACCGUACACCUUUUGAGACUUCGUGUGAUAAGAGGACCCCGCUGCACACUGCAGUGUUUGAUGGGAAGAUUGAAGCGGUCCGACUGUUGUUGAAUCACGACGCUAAUGUGCAUGCACGAGACCAGUCCGGCAGAACUCCUCUCGAUAUAGCAAAGCAAACAGGAAACCGAGAAAUUGUCACAUGCCUCAAUUCUGCAAUAGAGAUGAACAAUAGAGCACUGAAUAAUCUUUCUCAGAAGCUGUACAUUGCUUUGACAAGACGGGAUGUUGAUGUCAUUCUGCAAGCUUUGAAUGAGAAUAAAGCUGAAGAUAUUAAAUAUGUUGUCACCCAACCACCUGGUGAUAGCUUCCCAGCUCUCUGCAGUGCUUGUAAGCUUGGGAACUUGGAGAUAGUGAAGAAACUGCUUAGUUUCCAUGAACAGGCCACACAGCUUGCCCAUGAAGAGACUGGAUAUACACCGCUGCAUAUUGCCUGUGAACACGGCAACGUGCCUCUUAUUGAGCUUCUCCUCAAGAAGUUUCCAGAACAGAUUCUGAUGCGCACAGUUGAUCAUCAGCUCCCACUGCACAAGUCUGCUGCAUGUGGAAUGGCUGAUGCCGUGAGAUGUCUGCUCCAAUUCCCAUAUGGAAACGAUUUCUGCUGGCAGCAUCGGGACCGGGUCUCAGGACUGUGCUACUGGUCAAGUAUAGAUAUCAAUGAAGGAGAUUUCAAUGGACGAACAGCUCUGCAUCUUGCUAGUGAGAAGGGCUAUUUGAAUGUUGUGCAGAUUCUUCUUGAUUUUUCAGUUAAUACUGAUCCCGAUGCAGGACGAACAGGUUCUUGCAGGAAUGAUGAGGCAGGUCUGAAGGACCAAGACUCUCACAGGACUGAUGGACCCCCCUCUCCUCAGAGUUCCAUGCAAGGUGGUUCUUCCAGGAGUAAGCUGGAGACGGUUCAUCCAGUUAAUGUGAACCAUGUCACCAAUGCUGGCCACACAGCUCUGCAUCUGGCUAUUGAGGGUCAGCAUUGCAACAUUGCAGAGGCACUGCUGAAAGCUGGGGCAGACAUCAAGAUGGCCGUUCAGUUUAAGGACAGCUCUGUUUCAUUACUCAGCUUCACCCUCAGCAAAGGUGAUACAGAUCUGUUCCGACUAAUGAUGGAACAUGGUGCUGAAGAUGUGGACAAUGCUGUGAUGUUUGAGGCAACACAAAGAGGCAACCACACCAUCCAGCAGCUGCUGUUACAGCACAAAUCAUCCCGAGAUCUUACCCGUAUCAUAAACAAAUCAGAGUUGAAACUGAGGUGGUAUUCUCAGCUCAACAUGGGCUCAGGUGUAACCAGUUUCUCUGAUCGCUCAAGCUCUCUUGAUGCUGAACACAGAGCACUGUUCCCUUUGCACUCUGUUGCCAUCAACUGGCAGAACAUUGGAGGAAUCAGCGACAUUCCAGAAAGCACUCUCAAAGAAGCAUGCUACUUGCAUAACCCAGCAAUGCAGAGGGUUAACAGUCUUCCACUUUAUGCAAUAACCAAGAUCGAUAUAUCGAAAAAUAACUUUGAAAAGCUACCACUGAUCAUAUUUGAAUUGUUCUCACUCUGUGUUCUCAAUGCGUCAGACAACAGGAUCAAGGCUUUUCCUAGUGAAGAGGACAUAGAAAGUAGUUCCAUGGUUCUAGAGGAGCUAUACCUCAACGACAACUGUCUUCAACUUGUCCCUUCAUAUCUGUUCAAACUUCCAAAACUCAAACACCUCAACCUGUCGAAGAAUGAACUGAAGGACAUCCCCAUAGAUAUGUGGACUGCUCCAAUGCUUGUCACACUAAACCUGUCUCGAAACAAACUGUCAUGUCUUCCUUUCGUCUCAACCGGUGAUUUCGUGCCUGGAUACAGAUCAGAAACAGAGACAAGUGACACUGAUUCAGUUCACAGUAUUGUGAAAACAAAUGCAGUGCCACACUUUAAUCGCUGGCAUGCUGGAGUCGUGAUAGAUCAUCGCGAGUUGCGUAAUGCCGAGGGACAGAAGUACACUGGAAUCCAACAGCUGGAUCUGUCGAGGAACAGAUUUACGGAGAUCCCACUGUGUCUGGCUUGUUGUGCUCCUCAGCUGGAGGUUCUUUCCCUGCAGGAGAAUUGUCUCAACUCUGUAGGAAUGCUGAGUAACCUGCCAGAUAGUCUGGUUGACCUCAAUCUCAGCUACUGCAAUCUGGAAACACUCACUUCAUGGAGUCGCCCAUUUGGCUAUGACCAGCCCUGUUUAGGCUUCAGAAGUUCAUUUGCUAUGUCGUCGUUGCCAAGCUCUGUGAGAGGCAGCCCUGACUCCCAGCCCUCCCCCUCAUCACACAGCAGCCAGGCCGGCUUUCUUCAGCAGAGUUGUUGUCAACAUCGCAACCACUCCGCUCUCAAGAAGCUCGACAAGCUAAAUGUGUCUCACAACAGACUUCGCUUUCUUACCCUGAUGAAGGCGAAACGGCGACAUGGGUCAACGGCCACAUCCAGCUCUGAUGAUAUGUUUCCCAACCGGACGCCUACUGAAACUUCAGAUUUGACUUGCUCAUUGGGUUUGGAGAUAGAAGAAAUCCGGAGUCGUCUGCUCUUUCCAGAACUCAGCGAAUUGGAUGUCAGCUCAAAUUCACUGACUUCUUUACCUUCAGAAAUUGGAGAGCAUUCAAAUCUCAAAGUCUUGUAUCUGAAUUGUAACCGUGCAUUAAAAGAACUUCCACCAAGACUUGGAAUGCUGAAACAGUUAUGGAAGUUGGAGGUUCAAUGCUGCUCUCUGGAGGGUGCAAUUCAGGAUUUUAUACGCAAUUCACCAUGUUCUGUUAAAGACAUUCUAGGUUUCCUGUUGUCAGUAUUUGAAGAGUCGACCGAAUACAACUGUAUGAAUCUAAUGUUGGUGGGAUCGCAUAAAAUUGGCAAGACUUCACUUCUUCAUAAGCUUAGAAAUGAGGGGAAAACUCCAUUUAAAGUAUCUCACUGGCGUGAACGAGUAAGCAAUAUGAAGCCAGUAAAAACUGAGAAGGAUGAGUUGUUGUCUACGGUUGGGAUUGACAUCAACGAGCUGAUCAUCAAACGCAGUAAUGACUGUGUUGUCAACUUCAGAACCUGGGACUUUGGUGGACAGCGGGAAUACUAUGCCACCCACCAGUACUUCCUGUCUCCGCGGUCUCUGUACCUCGUCAUGUGGGACGUCACGGAGAACCAGCCGGGAAUCAACAAUCUUCUGCAGUGGCUUGUUAACAUCCAGGCACGUGCGCCUGGUGCACCAGUGAUUAUUGUGGGGACUCACUUGGAUCUGUUGAAAGACACAAGCAAAUACCCACUGGACUAUGAAGAAGCCAUGACUGGCAUCAUAAAGAAAAUGUUUCUUAUGAACAGAGAGCCAGACAAAUGCGGACUUCCAAAUAUCCUCGACACAAUAUUUGUUAGCUGCAAGACAGGGAAAAAUAUCUCCAAGCUAGUUGAAAUGAUUGCCAACCAUGCCUUUGAAAUAAAACAUCCACGAUCACGUACACAAAAGUUGUUGAAACAGAAGAUUCCAAAAAAAUACCUUCAGCUGAAACACAUUGUUGAAGAACUAGCUCGAGAAAGAAUGGAGCAGAAGAAAGAUCCAGUCUUAUCAAAAUCCAAUUACAUGCUGUGUGUAUCCAAGAAGAUGCUGGACAAACAGCAAACAUUCCGAGAUCCUCAUGAGCUGGAUCAGGCCACACGGUUUCUGCAUGAAAAUGGUGUGAUGUUCCACUAUGAUGACCUUCAGCUCCGUGACCUCUUCUUCCUUGACCCACAAUGGCUGUGUGAUCAACUGGCCAAGGUGGUCACUAUUAAGGAAAUCAACAAUUUUGCUUCAAAAGGUGUGAUGAAGACAAAGAAUUUGGACAUAUUAUUCCGAAGUCCGAACUUCGAAACUGGUGAUAUUCAGAGCUACAUCACCAACUUGCUGAACAAAUUUGAAGUGGCUCUCAAGUUUGAUGAGGAACACCUUCUGUUACCAUCUCUUCUGCCCACAGAAAAAGACUAUUCCAUGACUAAACAUCAAAACACUGACAUUAAAAUACCACUGAGACGAGAAAGUGGCUUACGCAGACAUCUGAGUCAAGGCUUAGACCAUAUGGAUGCCAUCUUGUGUCUUCUUGAUGUGAAAUCCACCACCAAUCCCAUCUUUUCUUACUGCCGGCUCUAUUUCAUGACCUACUUCCCGAGCGGUUUCUGGCCUCGCCUCAUCACGCGUGUCCUCGCAGACACCAGUCUUUAUGACAUUGUGCUCAGACUGUUCCAGAUCCCAGCCGAUCUGGUGGCCAGCAGUCCUGGGGUGAAGGCCAUGACCAAUGACCCACCAGAGUGGCGGUGCUGGCAGACAGGUCUGUCCCUGUAUUACCUGGGGGUUGAGAUUCUCCGGGUGCGAGAGGUGCAGCUUGACUCCAACAUGUCCAUGUGUGACUACACCGUGUGUCGAAUCAAGUGCAACAUCGACAGUGAGUGGUCCUUCCUCGACGUCAUCAACAGCAAGCUGCUCGAGAUUUCAUUCCAGACGGAUUCACUGGCGUUUCAGGUGACCAACAAAGAGGGACCCCAGGUGCAGACCCGCGCUUCUGGCAGGCUGGUCACGGUGUACAGAGAUGACAAGGUCAUGGCCAAUCUGAUGGUCAAGAUCGUGUCACAUGUCGACAACUUGUUACAGGACUGGUACCCGGAACUAGGUGAACAGCGAUUUUGUCAGAACUGUGAAGGUCGAUAUCUGAUCACGCGGGUGAUUCCCUGUCCGCAGUGCCUAAAUGAAGAAGUCUUGAGACAGAGAUCCCAGCAUUCCAAGGAAAGCUGGAUGAUGGUGAAUCGGGACGUCACCACAGAGCCCAGUGCUGUUACAGUAGCAGUUGGCCAAGUCGAUGUUCCUGCUGAUGAUGUGUUUGAACCACAGAGACCAGACCGUCUGCUGGCUGGUCAGACUCUUCAACACCACCGUAACCAUGGUGACCAGGAGAGUGUCAUGUACAGCUACUUGGUGGAGCGGUGUAUUCUGGACGUGCUCAAUGGGGUGGACACGUGUUGUCCUGUACAUGAAUCUGUGUCACCGGUCCACCUCCUCGGGCUAGACGGCUGCAGUCAGACAUUCUACAUAGCUCCUGAUGUGGUUUUCUCAGACUUGAGUAAUGACCUAGUGGUCACACAUACUGAUAGACUGGACAUGGGAGAACAUCUUGGUCGUGGAACAUUUGGAGACGUGUUCGCGGGAUAUCUCUUCAGAAAGGGACAAGAGCCAGCAGUUCCUGUUGCUAUCAAGAUUCUCUACAACAAAGAAAAACAUUCAUCAAAAGAGGGCAUGGAGCAGCGAAUGGAAGUAGCAUGUCAGUCAUAUUUAACAGCACGCCAGGAGAUCUCGAUUCUGGAGAAAAUUCAACAUACAAACAUUGUCCCUUUGUUAGGCCUGGCACUCCAACCAUUGUCACUUUUACUUAGUCUAGCCCCUCAGGGGGGUCUCCAUAGGAUCCUCAAAACUAUUGGUCAAAAUGGCCAGACAUUGCCGCUGUUUGUUAUCCGACAAGUGAUUCUUCAGAUUGCUGAUGCCUUGAUGUAUCUUCACAAUCACAACAUCAUAUACCGUGACCUCAAGUCUGAGAACAUCCUCGUGUGGACCAUCCCCACCUCCAGCGAGGCGCGACCAUCAUCCACGGUUCUGGUCAAGCUGGCAGAUUAUGGAAUCAGUCAGUCAGUCGACAUCCUAACUGGAUCCAAAGGCUUUGGUGGAACCCCACCCUUCAUUGCACCUGAAAUCUUACAGCAUGCUGGCAAGGAUACUUACACAGAAAAAGUCGACAUCUUUUCUUUUGGUAUGUUUAUCUAUGAGCUGAUCACAUGCCGUCUGCCAUUUUUGGACGUUCACAACCCCAGCACUCUGGUGUGUCAGGGCAAGCGACCAGCAAUCACAAGAGAGGAAGCUAGUGUGUACCCGUGUUACAUUCUGGAUCUGAUGGCUAUUUGCUGGUCGCAGGAGCCAGACCUUCGCCCCACCGCCGCCACCAUCAUCGAUAUCGCUCGGUCGCCACAGUUCUGUCACCUCCGCGAUGUUGUGGUGCUGGGCAAAGAUUUGAAAAUCUUCUGUGCAUCCUCCAUACCCACACAAGAAGCACUCAACAUGAAUGAUUCUGGAUCAGAAUCACCAGGGAUGGGCUUUGAAAGCCUGUCAGUGAAUGACCAGCUUGAUACGAAGUCGCAUACCCAAGUUUGGAUGAGCACAGGUUUUGGUCCUUUAUAUUACCUCAAUGUGUAUAUGUUUGACAGAUGGAAAUCCUGUGUCAGUAAUCAGUCAUGGCAGCUGGAUGGUCCAGAGAUUCGUGCCAUGUCAGUGUUCGAUGGAUUUGUGUGGUGCAUUGAUGAUGGUGGAUGUCUGCUUGUUUACUGUUCCAAGACAAGGGAGUUAAUAGUGAAGCAGCGGCUGCCGGUGCAUUGCCAUAUACAAGUGCACGGAAUGUUUCACAUGGCUGAGAAGAAUCUCGUGCUCAUUGUACUGAAGAAUGGAGUGAUUCUGCUCUGUAGGCAUGAUCUCUGUGGUGAGGUCCCAAACAGAGUCACCAUUACAGAGGUCAGAGUCGUCCCAAACAUCUGCUCAGCACUAGUCAAAACCAAAGAAGGAUACCAGAUGUGGAUUGGAGGCACUGGUGGUAUAAUAACUGUGUGGGAUUUCGAGAGACAGUGUCUUGACAAUACUAAACUCGUUCAUUCAGAAAGCAGUGACUUGACAAAGAGGUGUGACUGCAAGUUCUUGCUGGCAGCAAAUCUUCCAGGAUCAGAAGAUAUGCUGCUGUGGUCCUACGUCUAUCCAGGUAAAAUUGUGUAUCGCUGGGACGUUAAUGCUCGGUGUGUAAUGGAGAGACUGGAUUGUUCAGACAUUGUCACCACCACUAACAGUCCAGUUGUUGUGUCUUCAAAGCGUGGAGAUGUGGGCUACCAAGUGACAUGCUUGAAUGUUCUUGGCAUCUAUCUGUACAUCGGUACCACCUGGGGCAAUGUCAUCAUCGCAGAUGCCGUAACGAUGAAACCACUCAAUGUUUUCAAGUCUCACUGUGCUAAAGAGUUCUAUGUCAAGUACAUCCUUCCGCUUCACAGCGAACAACCCCUGGAGUGUUUUGACGUUGAUGAGAAUAUUACCACUUCACCAGGGAUCGUCACCAUCGGCAGGGGAUUUGUCGAUAUGAUUGGUGGAGCUCAGACAACUGACAGGGAAUCUGAUUCCGUGUCGGACAUCUCCGAUUUAGAAAGCAAGCCUAAGGCCCUGUCAGCAACACGUGAACAGGCACUCAAUAAUAACUUCCUCAUUUCAUGGUCUGCAAGUGACUGGCAGUACUAUUAGAGGCUCUUUGUUGCAAUAUACUCAGAUAAAAGUUUCCUUAAUUAUUAUUUGUAUAUACAUGUAUGUGAUUGGUAAUCAGGACCCUUGUUAGAGAAUGAAGUAUACAUAGCUAUCUUGGGUACUUCUGCAAGUCACUGGCAGUGGGGACCAGUGGUAGAAAAAUAAGUAGUCACCUUGAGGACUGUCUGCAAGUCACUGGCAGUGGGGACCAGAGGUAGAAAAAAAAGUACUCAUGUAGAAUACUCUGUACAUGCCAUGGGCAGUUAAAUUGGGACAGUUGAUGGAGAAUAUGUAGUCACCUUGAGGACUGACUGCAAAUAACUGGCAGUUGGGACCAGUGAUAGAGCAUAAGUAGUCACCUUGAGUGCUGUCUGCAAGUCACUGUCAGUCGGGACCGGUGAUAGAGAAUAAGUAGUCACCUUGAGGACUAUCUGCAAGUCACUGGCAGUGGGGACCAAUGAUAGAGAAUAAGUAGUCACCUUGUGGGAGUGAUAAUAGAGAAUAUGUAGUCGCCUUGAGUGCUGUCUGCAAGUUACUGGCAGUUGGGACUGGUGAUAGAGAAUAAGUAGUCACCUUGAGGACUGUCUGCAAGUCACUGGUCUCAACUGCCAGUGACUUGUAGACAGUCAUUGGCAGUUGGAACCGGUGAUAGAGAAUUAAACAGUCACCUAGAGUACCAAACUUUGAUAGCAAUUACCAUUAAUGAAUUUUCAGUAUUAAUAUGAGCAUACGAAGUGUUACCAAUAUCACUCAAUUGAGGUUCAAAGGGCUGUGUACUUGUACGGAUUGGCCAUAUUUUGUACGGUGGAAAUGCCGACUUGUACGGCGUAUAGAUUGUACGGCCAAUUGUAUGGGCACUAUCACUGCAAAAAUAUGGGGGGGGGGGGGG